CAAUGUUAUCGGCCGUGCAACUCUGUAUUUUGUAUUUUUCUGCGGUAUUUUUUUCAUGUAUUUUCAAUUCGACCAGCCAAAAAAGUGUAGGAUACACUGCUUCUGCAUAGAAAAUAAAUUUCCUGUCCCCCAUACACGAAAAGCAAAAAGUGCAUGUUAUCCGCUGGCGAACCGAAUGCAGCAAGCAGGCUAGCAGGCAGUGGCUAGCUAGCCAUCUCCCUCUGGCCAUUCCGCAUCUCCGCUACCGCGACCGCGACCGCAUCCCAAAAUCCGGAGGAGAGUCCGCGUUUAGCGUUUUUCCCCACUUGUGUGUGUUUUUUGUUAUGAAUAUAUCGAAGGUGACAACAUCGCUUGGUGGCGCCGAAAAGGCGAAGCCCGCAACUUCCGCGACAGCCGUUGUCGUUGCAGCAGGGAGCGGAAGUGCCACAGUUGGUGGCAGUGGCGCUACUGCUGGUGGUGGUGCUGGUGCUGGUGCAGCACCCAUAUUCAAUGCUGUCAGCAUACAGAAGCGUUCCAGUGCCGAGGACACUGCCGAGGACUCUACCGCCGCUCGCAAGAAGCAAAAGACAACAGAACUGAUAAUCGCCAAGAGCGCCACCACUUCGAAUCCCACACAGCAGUUGCUCUACCAACUGAAGCCGAAGAACGCCAGCGACCAGGCCGACAACCAGCAGCAGGAGGAUGCCACCGUGUGGACGUCCGGCGACCAGCAACAGAUCAUAUUGUGCAAUUUCGGCGAGAUGAGUGCAAUAAAGUCUCAGGAUGAGUCCGAAAAGCAGACCUUCAGCUUUACCAAAAAAGAGGCCGGCUCAUCCAGCUCGUCCUCCUCCUCGACAGCCUCGAUUUUAUCGCUGGAGCCCAGUGGCUCUGGCCAGGAUCCGGGCGAUAGCCAGCCCGUGGGCAAGACCGAAGACCUGGACUUUGUGCUGAUGCCCGCCGCCAGUGCGGACAACUCGACAGCAAGUGUGUCCUCAGGAGGGGGAAGUAGCUCCGGCAUAGCCUCCACCAUCAUUCUGAACGCCAACAAUGGCGGAACGACGACGACGACGGGCGUGGCGGGCACCACCACCACCAUUCUUACCCAGAAGGCGGGUCAGGCGAACUUCAACAUCUUCAACGCCACCACCGCAACGGGCAGUCAGACGCCGACGACCACGAUCCUCAACCGGAUGAACCUGCAGUCGAAGAUGAAGACCACCCAGCUGGUGGUUAAUGCCAAGAAGCUAUCGGAGGUCACCCAGACCACGGCGAAGGUGUCCAUUGGCAAUAAGACGAUAUCGGUGCCGCUGCUGAAGCCGCUGAUGAGUGCCAGCGGCGUGGCGACCGCCGGUGGGGCCACCAUCGUGGAGAGCAAGCAGCUCCUGCAGGCGGCGGGCGGCCAGGUGACCGCCAAUGCGGUGGUCAGUGCUGCCGGUGUGGCUGCCGGCCAGCAGGUGCAUGCCCAUGGCCAUCCGCAGGCGCGCCAACACCACAACUUCACCAACCUGAUCAAGCGCGGUCCGAAGAACCCCGCCACGAUAGUCUCCUUCUCCGGGCUGCAGAUCAAACCGGCCACUACGAAAAUCGUCGCCGCCAAGGUGGUCAGCAAGAAGAUGUCGCUCCAGCUCCAGCAACAGCAGCUCCAGCAGCAGCACACCCAGCAGCAGCUCCAGGUGACGAGUGGCGCCAGCCUGGCCCCGGCCACCGGUAGCAUUGUCACCAUAACCACCACCAAUCCCAGCCAGACGUACGCCAUGGUCCAAGAUGCGGCAGCAGGCGCCGGAGCAGGAACUAAUUCCAGCUCCAUGGCGGAGGAUGAGAGCCCGGCGCCGCGCAAGAUCACCUACAACACGGAGAACAUCCACAAGAUCCUGAACAAGAGCAAGAACCAGGACCAGACGGAGCCGGAGUUCGCCAACAUCAACAGUGUGGUGAUCAAGCCCCUGGACAAGACCACCCUCAACUGCCCCACCAGCUUCAACAUCUUCAAGCAGCAGCAACAGGCCGUGACGGUGGCGGCAGCGGCAGCCCAGCAGGGUAACCAGAACCAGACUCCGGCCACCUCCUCCGCCGCCUCGGACCUGUCUUCCGCCUCCACGGUCUCCGUCUCAGCCGUCUGCAUCAAUAGCCCGGUGAUGGGCUCCCGUCCCAUCAUCUCCUUCACCAACAACAAGAACAUAUCCCUGGUCCUGUCCAAGACGACGAUGGCCCAGCAGAAGCCCAAGAUGAUAACCACCACCACCAUGGCCACCAUGCAUCAGGCCCUCAACCAGGACUCCGCCAACGACAAGGGGACGGUGGCUGUGGCUGUCGGAGGAGGUGGAGCGGCCUCUGCCCCGCCCAUGCAGCUCAAGCUGACGCCCACCAAGCUGAGCGUGAGCCUGACCGCCAGCCAGCCGAGUGGCGUUGGUGGCCAGGAGGCCAAGCUGGAGGAGAUCGUCGCCGGUGAGCCGAAGGUGAAGCUGCUGGUGAAGCAGGAGGUGCCGGUGGCGGUGGUCAAGAGCAGGGAGGCGACCACGCCCACGGCCCAGGACACAGAGCCGGAGUCCACGCCGGAGAAGCAGCGUCUGAACGCCAGCACCACCCUGACGCCCAUCAGCCAGGUGCCAGGACCGCCGGUCGGCGUGGGGAGCACCUCGGCGCCCCAGGCCUCUACCUCGAAUCCCAGCACCCCCAACUCGAAUCCCGCCACGCCCCAGAACACGCACAACAGCCAGCGACCCGGAGCGGACGAGUCCAACAACGCUCUGCUGAAGCAGCUGCUCCAGAACACCAGCAACAGCCACAGCCUCAACCAGAUCAACAUCACAUCCGCCCACGUGGCCAACUCCGGAACCAAUCCACCGAUGUCGGCCCACGUGGCCAACGCCGCGGGCUCGGCUCCGCUGUCGGCCCGGAAAGUGAACAACGUGCGGGCGCCCUGCCUGGGACCAGCUCCCUCCAGCCUGGAGGCUCAGCUGGCGCGACCGGUGAAACCGCCCCUGCCCACGGCCACGCCUGGUAGCUCCACCACGUCCGGCAGUGGCACGACGGCUUCUGCCAACAGUAGCAGCAGCAGCAGCGCCCCCGUUGCCACCUCCACAUCCACCACAACAGUGGCGGGAGCAGGUAGCUCCUCUGUUUCCGUUGCGGGGACAGUGGUUGCCCCAGUGCCCGCCACCACGCCCGGGCCCAGUGCCACCACCGUUGGAGAAGCUAAGAUGGAGCAGAAACCAGAGGCACCUGUGGUGGUCAACCAGAACCAAGUGCCCCCGCCACCUCCGCCUCCACAACAGCAGCAGCAGCACCUGCCAGUGCAGCCACCUGUCCAACCGGCCCAGGCAUCCCAGCCAGUCCAGCCCCCAGCCCAUCCAGUCACCAAGCAGACUGUACAAAUCGUGUCCAAGGAGACCUCGUUCAUAUCGGGGCCGCCCAAGUCGGUCCAGGAAGCCAAUCCGAAGCCCACAGAGCUGCUACCACCGCCGCCGUACGAACUGGCCACGGCGCCCGUCUCCAACGUGACCAUCUCCAUAUCCACCAAGCAGCCGGCGGCCAAGGAGCUGCAGAUGAAGCCCAAGGCGGUGGCCAUGUCCCUGCCCAUGGAGCAGGGCGACGAGUCGCUGCCCGAGCAGGCGGAUCAGCCGCCGAAUCAGGAGCACGGCGCCACACCAGCACCCCCAGGAGCACCGGCCACAGCCGCAGCAGCUACAGUACCGUGGAGCAACAGCAACCACCUGGAGGCGGGUGUGGGCGCCACCAAGAUACCAUUCAAGCCGGGAGAAGCCCAAAAACGGAAGCUGCCCAUGCACCCGCAGCUGGAGGAGAAGCAACUGCAGGUGCAGCUCCAGCAGCUGGUCGAUCCCGGCCAGGUGACGCCCGGCACUCCCACGCCGGACAAGGUCCAUCUCAUAUCGUCGGUGCUGACGGGCUACGUAAAGAAACCGGGAACUGGCGGCGAGACGACCAUCCAGGCCGUGCCCAGCCAGAGCCAGGGCCAGGUGCAGAUGCAGGCCCAGAUGCAGGCGGCCAUGCAGGGUCAGUUGCAGGGACAGAUUCCGGGCCAGUUGGCGGGACAAAUGCCCAACCAGAUUCAGGGCCAGAUCCCAGCCCAAAUGCAGAUCCAAGUCCAGCAGCAGCAACACCAUCAGCAGCAGCAGCAGCAGCAUCCUCAGCAGCAGGUGCACCAGCAACACCAGGUGCUGCAGGUGGGCCAGGUCCCGGGGCAGGUGGCGAUGGGCCAGGUGGGCGGCGGAGUGCCCUCCGCCAUGCCGGUGGAGACCAAGGCGGUGGAUCAGCGGAAGCGACGUAAGCGGGAGGUCCAGAAGCCCCGACGGACCAACCUGAACGCUGCCCAGACCGCGGCGGGCGUGCUCAAGGACAUGACGGGCACUCUGCCGGCGGGAGCGAUGGUCCAGCUGACCGGGAUGCCGCCGGGCACCCACUACAUCCAGGGCGGGAGCAACAGUGUGAUCAGCAACGCCGGCUCGGGCGGAGUGACGCCCGGAGGUGUGGGAUCCGCCGCCAGCGCCUCACCGAUGAUGAAGAAGCGGGUGCGGAAGCUGUCCAAGGUGGAGGAGGACCACGACGCCUUCACCGAGAAGCUGCUGACCCACAUCCGCCAGAUGCAGCCGCUGCAGGUCCUGGAGCCGCAUCUGAAUCGCAACUUUCACUUCCUGAUGGGCAGCAACGAGACGGCCAGCACUCCUCCGGCCGGAAGCAGCGGAAGCGGAGGAGGAGCAGCAGCAGGUUCCUCAGCGGGAUCAGGCGGUGGCAAGGUCAAGGGCAGUACACUGAACGCACGGGGAUGGCCCCUGGGCAGGCAUUUGGAGGGACUGGAGGACUGCGACAGCGCCACCCUCGGGCGCUACGGUCGCGUCCGCAUCCCGGGCAUCCCUUCGCUCUACGACUCGGAUCGGUUUGGCGGCAGUGGUGGCCUGGUGGGCGGAUCGGCCGCCACACGCUCCCCGUCGCCGUCCCUUUCGCCGGGAGGAUCGGACAAGAACAGCCUGCCCCUGUCCAGCAUCCAGAAUGACUUCUACGACCAGGAGUUCUCCACGCACAUCGAGCGCAAUCCGCGGGAGCGCCUGCUCCGGCACAUCGGCGCCGUCCGGGACUGCAAUCUGGAGACCGUGGAGCUGGUGGAGAGCGACAGUGUGGCGGCGUGGGCGGCCCUGCCCCGGGUCACUCGCUACCCGGGCCUUGUGCUGCUCAAUGGGAACAGUAGGUGCCACGGGAGGAUGUCACCAGUGGCGCAGCCGGAGGAUCCCAUCACCAUGCGCGUCCCAGUAUCGCCCCUGAUCCGGUCCUGCGGCGAGGAGCUGCGCAAGAGCCAGCAACUGGAACUGGGCACUGGAUCGAAUAACAACAACAACAACAACUACCAGCAGAAGAACCAGAAUGUGAUACUCUCGCUGCCCGCCAGCUCCGGCUCGUCGGACAACAUAGCCGGCGUGCUGCGAGAUCUGGCCAAUCUGCUCCACCUGGCGCCGUCGCUGACCUGCAAGAUCCUCGACGGGGACAAGGUGCAGGUGGGCAGCGAGAAGCUGCUGCUGGAGGCCGAUCAGGAGGACAACAAGGAUGACUUCAAGCGUCCGCUGAACAUCAGCCACGGCCACCUGCGGAAGAUCCUGAACGGACGGCGGAAACUGUGCCGCAGCUGCGGGAAUGUCGUCCACGCGUCCGGGUUGCGGGUGCCCCGACACAGUCUGCCCGCGCUGGAGGAGCAGCUGCCCCGGCUGGCCCAGCUCAUGGCCAUGCUGCCGAAGAAGCCCAUCCCGGCGCCCUUCGUCUACUUCUGCGAUCGAUCCUGCUUCGCGCACUUCAAGUGGAGCGCCGGCAAGGAGAGCCAGGCGGAGGCGGCCAGCCUCCUGCUCCAGCCGGCGGGCGGCGCCUGCGCCUCCUCCACAUCCUCCUCCGCCUCGGUGUCGGCCACCGCCUCCGCCAGCGAAUCACCGUCUCCGGCUCUGGCGGAGACCGUGGUGAAGCAGGAGCCCGAGGACGAGUCGGAAAUGAAGCAUCCGGGCAUACCCGGCACCCCAAUCCAGCGCAAGUGCAUCGUCAAGUGCUUCAGUGCCGACUGCUUCGGCAGAGACACCGCCCCGACGCUGGACUUUGACGAGACGGGAAGGGUGGCGGGCACAGGAACGGGAGCUGCCAACAACACGGUCUGGGAGACGGAUGCCGGCAGCCAGCAAUUGGAGGACACGCGGCAGUGCGUCUUCUGCAACCAGCGAGGCGAUGGCCAGGCGGAUGGACCCUCCCGGCUGCUCAACUUCGAUGUGGACAAAUGGGUCCAUCUCAACUGCGCGCUGUGGUCGAAUGGCGUUUACGAGACCGUGUCCGGUGCCCUGAUGAACUUCCAGACGGCGCUCCAGGCGGGCCUCAACCAGACGUGUAGCGCCUGCCACCAGCUAGGCGCCACGAUCAAGUGCUUCAAGUCGCGCUGCAACAGUCUCUACCAUCUGCCGUGCGCGAUACGAGAGGAGUGUGUCUUCUACAAGAACAAAUCCGUCCACUGCAGCGCCCACGGUCAUCCCCACGGCAUCGGUAUCGGUGGUGCGGGUGGCGGCGGAGCCGGCAACUCCUCAGGCGGCGGCGGCGGCGGUCUGGCAUCUGGAGCUGGAAGCGAGAAUGAACUCAGCUCGCUGGUGGUCCAUCGGCGGGUGUUUGUGGAUCGCGACGAGAACCGGCAAGUGGCCACCGUGAUGCACUACUCGGAGCUGAGCAACCUGCUCCGUGUCGGCAACAUGACCUUCCUGAACGUGGGUCAGCUGCUGCCCCACCAGCUGGAGGCCUUCCACACGCCCCACUACAUCUAUCCCAUUGGGUACAAAGUGAGCCGCUACUACUGGUGUGUCCGACAGCCGAACCGAAGGUGCCGCUACAUAUGCAGCAUAGCAGAGGCUGGGUGCAAGCCCGAGUUCCGCAUCCUGGUGCAGGACGCCGGCGACAAGGAGCCGGAGCGUGAGUUCCGCGACAGCUCGCCGACAGCCGUCUGGCAGCAGAUCCUCCAGCCCAUCACCCGGCUGCGCAAGGUGCACAAGUGGCUGCAGCUCUUCCCCCAGCACAUCAGCGGCGAGGAUCUGUUCGGCCUGACCGAGCCGGCCAUCGUCCGGAUACUGGAGAGUCUGCCCGGCAUCGAGACCCUCACCGAUUAUCGCUUCAAGUACGGCCGUAAUCCUCUGCUGGAGUUCCCGCUGGCCAUUAAUCCCUCGGGCGCUGCCCGGACGGAGCCCAAGCAGCGCCAGCUCCUGGUCUGGCGGAAGCCACACACCCAGCGCACCGCCGGCAGCUGCAGCACCCAGCGCAUGGCCAACUCAGCGGCCAUCGCCGGGGAGGUGGCCUGCCCGUACAGCAAGCAGUUCGUUCACUCCAAGAGCUCCCAGUACAAGAAGAUGAAGCAGGAGUGGCGCAACAACGUGUACCUGGCGAGGUCCAAGAUCCAGGGUCUGGGUCUGUACGCCGCCCGGGAUAUUGAGAAGCACACCAUGAUCAUUGAGUACAUCGGAGAGGUCAUCCGCACGGAGGUGUCCGAGAUUCGGGAGAAGCAAUACGAGUCUAAGAAUCGCGGCAUUUACAUGUUCCGGCUGGACGAGGAUCGCGUGGUGGACGCCACUCUGAGCGGCGGCCUGGCGCGCUACAUCAACCACUCGUGCAACCCCAACUGCGUGACGGAGAUCGUGGAGGUGGACCGGGACGUGCGGAUCAUAAUAUUCGCCAAGCGGAAAAUCUAUCGCGGCGAGGAGCUCUCGUACGACUACAAGUUCGACAUCGAGGACGACGCCCACAAGAUACCCUGCGCCUGCGGUGCCCCCAACUGCCGCAAGUGGAUGAACUAAGGAGUCGGCCCCAGUGAACAGGAAUCGGAAUCGGAAUCGGAAUCGGAUACCUAUAUAGCAUAGAUAUAGCCUAGCAUAGCCCAUAGCAUCGCUAAGCAGUAUAGAACAUGUACAUAGAACCCUGUAAGUUAUGUAUAUGAUGUGCCCACUGUAGCUAAUUUGUAACCAUUAUAUAUAUAGGAAUCGAUCUAUAUAUAUAUAUGUGUAUCCCGGGGAGUGGCGAGUGUUUCAUAGUCUAAAUUAUAAACGUUUCUAUAUAUGUACAGAUAUUUAUGUAUAAUAGACAUAUAUAGGCAGAAUAUAAAUGUUAAUGCAAGGACAUGACCACGCCCCUACUGUAUUUUAAACCACCUCCACCAUAAAUCGCAUCCAUACACUAUAUAUUUUAUUUUUUUUUUUAGACUCAUCUCUGUUAGAAUUGCAAUAAUAAUCGGCGGUAGACAGACAGACCCACUUAUGGCCCUCCCUCUCCCGACAAACUAAAAACAUAAAAAAUAUAUAUACUUGACUUUAUGCGCGUGUGCCUUCCCACUACUGUUUACCAUUAUUAAAUAUUAUUAAUAUAUUAUUAUCAUAAUUUUAGGAAUUAUUUUUUCACUCUGCUUAUUCGAGACUAGCUUCUCAGCGCUAAUUGUGUGUACGAUUCUCCUCUGAACUCUGAAUACAUACGCCGAUAGGUCCACAAAUAUACAUAUAUACUAUACUAUAUAUUUUAUUUUAUUUAACUAGUUUGCAAUAACUCUUAAGCGUAUUCACUAACUCAAAAUGCAACUUGUAUUUUUCAUCCAACCACCACCAAACAACCCCUCGUAAUUGUUAAGUAAAUUUUUAAUGCAAAAAAUGUCA
This is a messenger RNA of Drosophila ananassae, 8642 nucleotides long. RefSeq names its product histone-lysine N-methyltransferase trr. The record is from RefSeq and is a predicted model, not a curated record. Gene Ontology annotation, cellular component: nucleus; nBAF complex. Gene Ontology annotation, biological process: nervous system development. The transcript has 7 exons. Bases 324 to 7796 code for a protein of 2490 amino acids. Gene Ontology annotation, molecular function: protein binding. Lineage: Eukaryota; Metazoa; Arthropoda; Insecta; Diptera; Drosophilidae.